AUCGCCAUCGCUCAUGGACAGAUAACAUCAUGGCAACGCAAGCAGCAGCACGCGGAGGAGCGGUGGCUGCUAGGACUACCGGCAGAGCUGCUCUGCUGCCUGCAAAGUCGGCCGAGGAACUGAAAGCGGACAGACCACGCAUCAAACAAUUGUAUCGUGCUGGCCUUCCCCGUGCAGCGUAUAAUCUCAUCAACAUCUUCUCCAAUCGGCCCCUAACGCCUAAUCAACGCGCUCCAACGGAAUCCACACUGUCUCCUAAUCUCGACGAUCGAAUUGGUGCUGCCAAUGCCAGACUGGAGGAGGUGCUGGGAAAGCCAUUGAAGGCCCCAGAAAAUCAUACAACUUGGGUUAUCCAGAGGAGAGGGCAACAUAUUCCAACGGGCAUUAUUGCAAGAGACCUCAAGAACAGAUUCUGGCAUCGUAUGUUCAAGGGUAGCAGGGAUGCUGCACAGGCUAUCAACCAGGGCAAGCGCUCAAAGGACUCAGAAUCGGAUGCUAAAUAAGUCGCUGUUUGAAGUUGCCAUGUAUACGGUGGGAUGAGGCAGAUCAUGAUCAGCCCCGCAUUUGACAGAUGCCUUGUGCAUUUGUCCUGUACUCUUAGAAUAGAAUGGCUCAGAUAAUAAGACCAUCCAUAUAGAAUCAUGCUUCCGUGGGCAAAAGGACAUGAUCCCUUUGUUGAAUACUUCCGCCGGUUGAAGGGACGAUUUUCUGCUUAACUUCCUCUCAAGCCAUACCA
Messenger RNA from Verruconis gallopava, 736 nucleotides. RefSeq lists its product as uncharacterized. Lineage: Eukaryota; Fungi; Ascomycota; Dothideomycetes; Venturiales; Sympoventuriaceae. The coding region runs from base 30 to 503 and encodes 157 amino acids. The record is from RefSeq and is a predicted model, not a curated record. The transcript is spliced from 2 exons.